UUGCUGGGAUUUUUGUUUUCGAACCUUCAGCGAAAGAAAAAUGAAGUCACAUCGAUUUAUCAAUCAACUGCUUUUCAUGGUCCUUCGAGUACGUUUCGCGAGUCACGUGGCGCCUCCUCCAUGACGAAUUUCGAAAUGCAGUGAGCCAGUGUCAAGAUGGCGACGCUUAUAGACAACUACGAACAACAAUACGCCGUUUUGACAGCCGACAUAACCGCCAAAAUUGGCAGAAUAGUUUCUCUGUUAGGAGCCGAAAAACGGGAAUUCGUUCAAGAUGUUGACCGACAACUCGAGGAAGCUCAAGAGCUGCUCGAACAAAUGGAGUUGGAGGUACGCGGAACAUCCGGUAACCAGCGUCGUCGUCUGGGUGGCCGUGUGGAGAGUCACAGAGCGGAGUUGAAGAGGUUAACGCGUGAGUUUCAAGCGGCGAAAAAGCCCAAGGACGACAUAGUCGACAUGAGCGGCGAGGAGUCGUGGGAAAACGGUGGAAUUACGGAGGAUCAGAAAAAACAAUUGCUCGACACUUCGGAGAGGAUCGAAAGAACGGGCAGAACACUUCAGAACGGAUAUCGAAUGGUUCUCGAGAGCGAAGAGAUCGGUUCGCAGGUUUUGAAGGAUCUUCACGAUCAGAGGGAAACCAUACAGCGAGGAAGGUCGAGGUUGCGAGAGACAGACGCCGAGCUCGGCCGGGGUUCGAGGCUUUUAUCCGGAAUGAUUUUUCGCGCCCUCCAACAAAGGCUCAUCCUCGCGGCAGUCGCGUUAAUUUUAAUGAUCGUCGGUUGUUUCGUUCUAUAUUAUAGUUUUAGAUCCAAAGAUUAGUUAAACAUAAAUAAUUCUUUAUGAAGAAAGAAAAUUCGUGUGUUGCUACGCGCAUACUCGUGGGCGUAAAAACGUAUGAAUUUACCUAGAAGAAAAAAAAGUUUAACAACCGUUCGUUAUUGGAGGAGCGUGAAAAAAUUGGCAAACCACGAAAACGCGUUUCAUUAUUCCAGCGAUUCUUCGAUGCUCCAACUUUUGGAGCUUCGUCAGCAUUUCCGCUCGUUCGUCGUGCUCCAGACUGUUUUUUCUUCAAAACACAAAUCGAUAACAAAAAUGAAUGAACCAGGUCAAAAGAUUUUUCAAAACUCAACGAAUCGCUGGAAUUAUGAAAUUUCCUAGUUUUAUCGAACCGCUAAGCCCGAACGAGAGAUUCCGCUCGGAAUCAUAGAUGAAUUGCGAUGUAAACGAAUAUUGAUCUCACGCCCACAUUCCGCAACCUCGAGGCCAGUUUGUCGAUUAAUUAUUUUUCCUUUUAGCUUUCUUGUCGUUUUUUUUUCGGGAGGUUGCAAUUAGUCCAAAUAAAGACCAGCCUAACAAUAACUCGGUUUUAUUUUAUGUAUAAUAUUCAUACUUAUAUACAUAUAUAUAAAUAUCUUAAUUUAUAUAUAUGAAUAUAAAUGUUUGUAAAUAUGUGUUGUGUAUCAAUUACCUUAUUUAUUAUAUCGUAGCUUCAUUCAGUGUUUCAUUUUUUGCUCUGCGCGACUAUUGUGUACGAGUGAAAAUGAUAUAUAAUUAUUAAUUCAUUCAUUAAUCAAUCAACCAAUCAUUAUAACAUAAUAUCAACAACAAUAAUAAUAAUAAUAAUAAGAAUAAGAAUAAUAAAAUUAUCGUUAUAAGGAGAGAGAUUAAGGACAGCGUAUCUCGUGUUCGUGUAAACGGCGCUUAAGUCGUUCGUUACAUAAUUCGUGAAUAAUAAUAUCGUUUAACAAA
Molecule: messenger RNA, 1749 nt
Organism: Venturia canescens
Lineage: Eukaryota; Metazoa; Arthropoda; Insecta; Hymenoptera; Ichneumonidae
Gene: Vti1a
Product: Vesicle transport through interaction with t-SNAREs 1a
Exons: 4
Coding region: 157-819 (220 amino acids)
Biological process (GO): vesicle fusion with Golgi apparatus; retrograde transport, endosome to Golgi; macroautophagy
Cellular component (GO): SNARE complex; ER to Golgi transport vesicle membrane; late endosome membrane
Molecular function (GO): SNARE binding; SNAP receptor activity
Source: RefSeq, a predicted model, not a curated record